GCAAGUUGAAUAUAAUUCCAUUACAUCCCAACCGUUUCCUGUUUCGAUUGUUGCCAAAUGCAUCAUCGUCCCUUAUUGCACACCGCCAUUGCAAAGUGCGUGCAAUUUUGCUGCCCUGCGGUAGCUGUGCAAAAGGUGACAGAACAGUUGUCGCACGAGAGUAGACCCAGAUUCCAGGGAAUCGUAAAGAACCGUCUAACCAGCCAAAGAAAGGUAGAUAGCAACGAGAAAAUGAUUGCGCCGAUGUACGUUAAAGGUGCACUGCUGGUGGCAUUGGUUGCGCUAUUCGCGGUGAACGCAGUCCCCACAACAUCAGCAGCAGCUGCUACAAAAUUCGAUGACGCUCUAACGGAAGAUAUUACUACCCAAGAACAGCCGCAAACCACACAGGCACCUCCAGAUGACAAGAAUACGACAACACCAGCAACAACCACAUCUACUACUACUACUACGGAAAGUACAACUACUAGCAGCACCACCACCACUACUCCCAAGCCUACUACCCCUACAACAACCUCCACCACCACCACUACAGUGACCCCUCCAACUACGCCACCAACUACCACCACCACACCCACUACGCCGACUCCCGCGCCAACCCCGACGUCGACGUCGACCGAAACUCCCACCACUCCGGCACCAACACCGGCACCGCACUGUAACCGCUUCGACGCGUACUCCUUCGUCGGUGGUAUGAUCCUUGCCUACGGUUCGCUCGCCAUCUCGCUGGUACUGUACAAAUUUUACAAAACGCACUCGAACGCCGCCGGUAUCGCUAACAACUCAAACAACUACCGCACGCUGUAAACGAACGCGUCCACACGGUUUUCACCACAGUGAGCGUAGUUUUCUUUUUUUUUUUAGUUUAUUUUUGCUUUCCUUUAAUUUUGUCGUCCAUUUUAAGCACUCCUUCCCAAAUGUCCAAAAUCGUGGAAAAAUAAUGGUGGUUACAUAGAAGUAUGACAGUUGGGAAACGUUUAUUUUACAAUCUUAUAGUUUAUCUGUAUCCAAAUCAUUUGAUGAAGUAGUUUAUUGGCCUUGGUAGUUGUCGUUCUGCGAGGUAUUCUUUUCCUAUUCUUCAAUUAUUUUGAUGCCAUUAAUGUUAAGUCGUACACAGGUGGGUGGCACAUGAAAUACAUUUCAUUUAAAUAAGACAUUCUAAUAGGACAGCUUACGUUCAGUGAACCUCUGCUAUUGGUUCCGCUCAGAAUACUAAUUACCUUGCUUUUUUUUUCUUCUUCAAAUUAUUACCAAAGUGCCAGUUAGUAGUCAGAUCAGAUUUACAGUGAAUCCGUACAUCGCGGCCGGUUCUCUAGCGGCUGUUGAAAGUACCGGUACGUGAUGAUGCAUUUAAGCUCCCAGAUAAAAUGGCCGGGCUUCAAAAGAACGAUAUCAAAGCUUUUGUGUUUUUUCUUACUCUCUUAAGUAAUCCAUAACAAUACUUUUGCUGAUCAAUUAUAAACAAAUGAAAAUUCUUAUGAAGAAAAACGUAACGAAAAAAGAAAAAAACCAUUCACACUUUUAGCUUGCGUUCCAAAAUCCAAAUUUUUUAUACCAAAACGUAUCCGCAUUAAUGUAUUAAUUCAUUAUUGUACACUACUUUAAACUCACCUUUAUACGAUAAUUCCUGCAAACAACCAGUCAAAAACGCUACCCCCCCUACGCUAUUUGACCCAGUCCAGUAACAUAAAAAAUUGCUCGAUGAUGAAGAAAUAAUCCCUUAGGCAGCAUAUAAUUGGGAUAUGGGUUUAGUAGAGGAUCGAAAUUGCGUGCACACAUCAUGUCUAUUAUUGCUAAACACACACACACACACACACUGUUGCUCUGCAGUUGGUGCGAAAGAACUAAGCUAAAUUGUUACUGUAAAAAGAAAAUCGUAUGAAAUAAAAAGGCUGAAAUAUCGGAGAUCGCUCUUACAAUGUGUUGUAGCGAGCUAGGAGGAGGAAAAACUAUUGCGUCAAUAAAUUAUCCGCGCACCAGGAAGAGAAAGGUGUGGAUGAUAAAUUGGAAGUCGGUCGCCGUAGAAAUAUUUGUCCGCCGUUUGAUCCGAAUAACGAAUCGUCCAAAAGGAAGUAAGUGCUCUUAAAGUAGAAACUGAAGUGCGGCCAGUGUUGCGUACACUUGAAGCGAUUGUGUACUUAUGUAGACAGUGUCAACGUUAGGGCCAAAUCGUCAAAGCUUUCCAUGGGGUUACAUUCUGGAAUUGUAUGCAAUUGUUCCUCCCGUUCCAUCGAAUCCUAGCUAGCUGUCCUUGUUGGAAUUGUAUUUUUUCUCCAACGAAAGACGAUUUUCAGGAAAAACCCUAAGUUUUCGGAGUUGAAAUUUUGUCACAUGUUGUAAAAAUAAAUAAAUGCUUUUUCGGUCUCACGAUUAACACUUUAUAAUUUCCAAACCGCUGAGCUGAGUAUUAAAACAAACGAUCAUAAGCAUAGGUAACUUGCGAAUGUUGUGCUAACUUUAAUAAACAAAAGGGCGAUCCGUGUCGUUCUGUAAAAUAUUACUGUCGCACAUAGAUUUA
Messenger RNA from Anopheles moucheti, 2518 nucleotides. RefSeq names its product integumentary mucin C.1-like. NCBI's taxonomy places the organism in Eukaryota, Metazoa, Arthropoda, Insecta, Diptera, Culicidae. The record is from RefSeq and is a predicted model, not a curated record. Gene Ontology annotation, cellular component: cytoplasmic vesicle. The transcript is spliced from 4 exons. Bases 58 to 807 code for a protein of 249 amino acids.